CGGACGGGGCUGCUGCCGGACCCCGCCCCGGAGCGCUCCUCGCGGGCGGAGGGGAGGCUCGCGAAAACAGAAAAUGCCGGUCGGGGAGGAGAGGCCUGAGGGCCGAGAACCAGAAACCCCCUGGCUCCCGGUACUGAGCGCCAGCUUGCCCGCCCGCCCGCGGUGCACGCCCCGUGCUCUCCACCGGGAGGGGAGGGUGGCCGGGCUGCCGCACGUCGGGUACACGCGACGCUGCACACGGCCACUUGGCAGCUGCUGCAGCGGGUGGUGGCCGGCCCAUAGGGGGCGCGCACAGACCCCGGCAAUGGCGCGGACGCGUGUGCGGCGGCUCACAGGCUCCUGCACACACAUGAUCACUUAGACGCACGUGCGUCCAGACACGCUAGCUGCCCCCAGUUCCCAGGAUAGAAGGGAAGCGUCCGACCCCGGAGGGGGGGGUGCGAAUUAGUUACUCGUUAGGCAGCCCCCGGGGCUAGUGACAGACCCUCAGGAGCUGGGGGGGGGGGUCCUUAGAAAAUGCUAGGUUAGGGCCCCUCUAUCCUUCACUUUACAGGUGCGUGCGCAGGGUUCGUCCCAGGGCUGGCGUUUCCCUCCUGUGCAGGACUGCCCGCCCUGUCCUUGUUUUACAAACCUGCCUAAGACCCGGCGUAAGGACUAUUUUUUUUCUUUAGAAAAGGAAAAUGUUGGCGCGAGUUGGACUCUGACUCCUGAGGCUUUUUCCAGUUAUGACUUAUUAUGAAGAAGAAACUGGACCCAGAGGCCAUAAAAGGAGUUGGUGGGACUGAGAAAAAAACAUUGGUGCCUGGUUUGGCCUCAGCCACAGGCUCAAAUGUCCCCUUGUUUAUUUGUGCUGCUGCCUGCUGUGGGGUGCCUUGGGACAAAACCUGAACCCCUGGGGUCCCUGCUGUGGGGAGGGGAUGUAGAGUAGGACAUAGUUCUGGGGGCCCAGAGCCAGAUUCUGGAGCAUAGGAGACCCCGGAUUCUGCCCGAAUGAGGAGUCUGCUGGGUUGGGGUGGCAGGUGGGGGUUCUUGUUCAAGAAGAGGGCUGACUUUAUGAGGCCUGGCUGUUGGAAUUGUUGUGGGAAGAUAGUUGUGGUGGGGGUUCUAGCCGCUAUUCACAAUAUAGGGUCAACAGAAGCAAGUACGCCAGCGACAGGCCAGGGCCAAGUGAAAGGGCAUCUCCUCGUGGUCCCUUUGUGAACUGAGGUUGGAAUCAAAUGACCCAACCCUGCUGCCUCUCCCUUACUUCUUGAUUUGGAGGAUCUUAUCCAACAUCUUUGGGCCUCAAAUUCUUUGUCUGUAAAAUGGGGACAAAAACUCCUCUAUAGGGCUAUUUUGGGGAUUGAAAGGGGUAUAAGUCUCCCAUCCUGCCUUCCCUCCUUUUUCCACUCCUCAAAGUCUCUGGUGGUUGCUCACUAGGACUCCUAACAAGUCCUAGUUUCCCAAGAGCAGGUGGGGUCCAGUGGGACGAAGGCUGGGGAGCAGCGCCCCCUGGUGGUGAUAUCGGGAGGGCUCGGUCAGUCCGUGAGGACACGCCCGGGCUAACCUGCUUGGUGCCUGAUGGCGUUUGGCAAGUUAGGGCCUCCGUGAGCUGAUCUUGGGGCUCCACGCAGGGAGGCUUUUCUUCCUUGCUUCAGUUACCACCUUAAGCAAGCAGAGAGAAUUCUGCUUUUCCACAGCAGCCUUUUUCUGCCCUCUGAUAACCCAGCUUCUCCGUUUUUAACAGGUGUGCUGUUUCUGGAUGGUGACGGUGCUAGAUGGAUAAAGGAUCGUGGUUUGGAGCGUGGCUGGGGCACAGUGGGCUGAUUUGGAUCCUGCCUCCUCCAUCCAGCUGUGUAACCAGGACGACGUUCAAAACAUUGAAUAACCGGCUCCUCUUUGCCUCAACUGCUCCAUCCUCCCUGGAAACAGGUCCCUGGGUGCAAAGAGCCUGGUGCCCUGCAAUGGCAGCAGAGCCUUGGAGUCCUUUGACCCUGAGGACUUAAACCUGACUGAUGAGGAGCUCAAGUUCAAGUACCUGGGGCCCCAGCAGAUGGAGCUGUUCCUACCCAUCUGUGUCACAUACCUGUUGAUCUUCGUGGUGGGUGCUGUGGGCAACGGGCUGACCUGCACUGUCAUCCUGCGCCACAGGGCCAUGCGCACGCCCACCAACUACUACCUCUUCAGCCUGGCCGUGUCGGACCUGCUGGUGCUGCUCGUGGGCCUGCCGCUGGAGCUCUACGAGAUGUGGCGCAACUACCCCUUCCUGCUGGGAACCGGCGGCUGCUACUUCCGCACGCUGCUCUUCGAGACGGUCUGCCUGGCCUCGGUGCUCAACGUCACUGCCCUGAGCGUGGAGCGCUACGUGGCCGUAGUGCACCCGCUGCAGGCCAGGUCCGUGGUGACGCACUCCCACGUGCGCCGCGUGCUCGGGACCAUCUGGAGCCUCGCGGUGCUCUGCUCUCUGCCCAACACCAGCCUGCAUGGCAUCCAGCAGCUGAAUAUCCCCUGCCGGGGCACAGUGCCUGGCUCGGCCGUGUGCACUUUGGUCCGCCCAAGAGCCGUCUACAAUCUGGUCGUGCAGACCACCGCGCUGCUCUUCUUCUGCCUGCCCAUGGCCACCAUCAGCGUGCUCUACCUGCUCAUCGGGCUGCGGUUGCGGCGUGAGAGGCUGCUGCAGCUCAGGCAGGAGUCCAAGGGCAGAGCCAGAACCAGGGACAGCCGCAGGCUCCAGCGGCUGCCGAAUAGGGGUCGGACACAGGUGACCAAGAUGCUGUUUGUGCUGGUCGUGGUGUUUGGGAUCUGCUGGGCCCCGUUCCACAUCGACCGCCUCAUGUGGAGCUUCGUGUCCCGCUGGACCGAGGGCCUGCACCUGGCCUUCCAGUAUGUGCACGUCGUCUCCGGCAUCUUCUUCUACCUUGGCUCGGCCGCCAAUCCCGUGCUCUACAGCCUCAUGUCCAGCCGCUUCCGCGACACCUUCUGGGAAGCCCUGCGCCUGGGGGCCUGCUACCACCGCCACAGACCCUGCCACAGCUCCCACAGCCUCAGCAGGGUGACCACAGGCAGCACCCUGUGUGACACGGGCUCCCUGGGCAACAGAGCCCACCCUCUGGCUGAGAAUGGUGGCCCAGGGGGGCAGCAAGAGACUGACCCCUUCUGAGAGGAACCUCGAGGCAGCUUCACCCCAGGGUGCCGGAGCGCCAUGCCCAGCUUUGGGGGCCACAUGUGCCUCCUCUGCAGGGAUGUCUUCAUGGCCUGUCCCCUUUGUACCUUGUCCCAUUUCAGCCUAGAAACUUGGGCCAUCACCUCAGUGACCCCUGCCCCACCCAUGUAUCAGAAGGAAUUUAAGGUCUUUAAGGGUCCGCCCUCCAGAUCCCCAGGCCCCCAGUUACAGGCCCACCCCUGUAGGGACGUCAGAGUUGGUUAACUGGGCACAGUGACUCCAUCUGGGGACUCCCCUCCCACUACAGUUUCUGAAGUGUUUCCACGCGGCCCAACCUUUCCUUGCCAUUUCUCCCUAAGCUUCUGCAGGUUCCGGCCCAUUCAGUGCCUCUCUAGCUCUUGGCCUGCACCUGGGACCCUCCUCUGCCCUGACUCUUCCCUGGCUCCCAGUCGGCUCGUUCUGCUCUGGGAUCUCCAUCUGGUAGAGGCACUAGGUGGCAGGUAUAGCAGGGAUCCAGGGGACCUGGUUCCAAUCUCAGCCCUGCUGCCAGCACCGUGCCCUGUGGCAUCAAGGAAGUCACCUCACCUUAUAAGCCUUGGUCCCUUGUUUGCAAAAUGAAAGGGGCCCUGACAUUCUACAGUGUCUUGCUUUGACACCUUAGCUGUGGUUUUCUGUGUGUGUGUGCAGAAGUCACUGCUUGUAACAAAAGAGAUACCCUCAGAUUAACAAGGUAGAAAUUUUAGGAAAUCUUUAGGUCCUCAUCAACCCCCAACCCUUACUCCCUCCCUGACACCCGCAUGCUCCCCACCCCACCCCCUCGAGAGCCACUUGUCCUAGGGCAGAGGGACUGCAUGUGAGCAGAGGUCCCUGCUUGCCUCUGGACUCAUCUCCUCACAGGCUGGCUUGGGGGUCUGAGGUGAGCAGAGCAUUGGGACUGACUGGCCAGAGACUCUCUGGGGGCAAGAGACAUGGGCAAACCAAGGGCAAAGAGUGACCCUGUGAGGACUGCUUGGGGCUCAGUGAGGUGAAAAGAGAGACUGGACAAGUAUGUCCUGAAACAAAGCCCCAUCCCCAGUCCCCGUGGGCGACUUGGUGCUCAGUCAGGACUCAGUUAAUGGCCGGAACUUGUCUUGCUGCAGUCCCUGGAUGCCGUCCUCCUCCCGAGAGGAGACUGCAGUACAAGGAACCCUGGCCUCCCUGGAGGGGAGCUGCGGGGUACCCAGGGUGCUAUGGGGCCUGCGGGCCGAGUCCUCCCUGCAGACUCUCCCCUGCUCAGGUCUCAGGUUCCCUGCCUGAAAAGUGGAGGAAAUUGUACAGGGUUGCGUGUAAUGUUCUGGAGUUUUUG
This is a messenger RNA of Camelus dromedarius (Arabian camel), 4487 nucleotides long. RefSeq names its product neuromedin U receptor 1 (gene NMUR1). Lineage: Eukaryota; Metazoa; Chordata; Mammalia; Artiodactyla; Camelidae. The record is from RefSeq and is a predicted model, not a curated record. Gene Ontology annotation, cellular component: plasma membrane. Gene Ontology annotation, molecular function: neuromedin U receptor activity. The transcript is spliced from 4 exons. Gene Ontology annotation, biological process: neuropeptide signaling pathway. The coding region runs from base 2033 to 3139 and encodes 368 amino acids.